This is a messenger RNA of Amphiprion ocellaris (clown anemonefish), 1599 nucleotides long. It is a transcript of the gene tspan14, whose product is annotated as tetraspanin 14. The record is from RefSeq and is a predicted model, not a curated record. Lineage: Eukaryota; Metazoa; Chordata; Actinopteri; Pomacentridae. The transcript has 9 exons. Bases 88 to 894 code for a protein of 268 amino acids. Gene Ontology annotation, cellular component: membrane. Gene Ontology annotation, biological process: regulation of vascular endothelial growth factor signaling pathway; protein maturation; protein localization to plasma membrane.
AGAAGACGACUGGCAGCAGGGUGUGUUAUUGAUUAUUGAUUAUUUUUGGAUUAACAACUGUUGUUCUGUCGUUCACAGUGUCCUGAGAUGUACUACUAUCGCUAUGAGAACGCAGAGGUCAGCUGCUUCUACAAAUACUUGAUGUUCAGCUACAAUAUCAUCUUCUGGCUGGCUGGAGUUGCCUUUAUCGCGGUUGGUUUCUGGGCCUGGAGUGAAAAGGGAGUCCUGCUGGACCUGACCCAGGUGACCCGGCUACAUGGUUUCGACCCAGUCUGGUUGGUCCUGGUGGUCGGUGGAGUCACCUUCAUCCUGGGCUUCGCCGGCUGCGUGGGAGCUCUGAGAGAAAACAUCUGUCUGCUCAAAUUCUUCUCAGGCGUGAUCGGUCUGAUCUUCUUCCUGGAGCUGACUGCAGCCGUUCUGGCCGUGGUGUUCCAGGGUCAGGUCAGAGAAUGGAUCAACGAGUUCUUCCUGGCAAACAUCAGAGCGUACCGAGACGACAUCGACCUGCAGAACCUCAUCGACUCCCUGCAGCGCGUGAACCACUGCUGCGGUGCUCAGGAUCCGGUGGACUGGGAUCUCAACGUGUACUUCAGCUGUAACGGAACCCAUCGCAGCAGAGAGAAGUGUGGAGUUCCGUUCUCCUGCUGCAUCACGGAUCCUGCUGACUCAGUAGUGAACACGCAGUGUGGAUAUGACGUGAGGAGCAGACCGAAGAGGGAGUGGAGCGACCACAUCUACACUAAAGGCUGCAUCGUGGCGCUGGAGGACUGGUUACCUGGAAACCUGUACACCGUGGCCAUCGUGUUCAUCGUCAUCUCUCUGCUGCAGAUGGUGGGGAUCUACCUGGCCAGGACUCUGAUCUCUGACAUUGAGAAGGUCAGAUUCAGCUACUGAAGCCUCCACCUGCAGGGGGCGGGGCUUCCAUCAGCGAGGUGUGGAGCUUUUCCCAGGUGUUACUGGACCAAAUCUUUUGAGUCAGAUGUGCCUUCUUCUUUUUCUUCUUUCUUUUCCUUUCUCUUAUUCUUCGUCUUCGUCGUCAGCAGUCUCCGUCUGUUGAUGGCGUUGCCGUGGUAACUGAGAACAGACUAACACACCUGGCAGGUGAUGUCUGUCGUGAUUCUGCUGUUCUGGAAGAACGACGGCUUCUGUUGAUUUAACUGAUGUCAUGUGACUGAGCUCUGCACCAGAGAGGCCUUUUACCUGAACAGGUGUGACCUGAGGGCUGUUUACUGCUCACUGCCUGCUUCAUCACCAUCUUCAUCAUCCUCACCUGAGGUUUGUUCUUCCUCCAAUCAGCUGAUUGAUUGAUCUGCAGGUGUGGAAGUAGCAGACAGAUGAAGAGGAUGAUGAAGAUGCCUGUUCACUGGAUUCACGUUAACAAGCUGAAAUAAAGUUUAACUGAUGUGUGAAUAAAGACUUAAGGGUGUCUGACCAAUCAGAUUUAUUGAUUAAAUGUUCUGUAAAUCUGAGCCGAUCAAACAAACCAAUCAGAUUUAUUGAUUAUGUGUUCUGCUUUUCCUUUUAUUCUGAAGGAACUGUUUUAUAAAGUGAAUUUUUAUCUUUUUGUAUUUGAGAAAAUAAACGUAAACUUUGGUCUCA